AUGAACGGGUCCUUUGAAGGCGACGGAUCGGCUCUGAUAUUCCUGGGAACAGGGUGUUCGAGCGCGGUCCCUAACGCAAUGUGUUUGAUCCAGAAAUCAGAGUCUCCAUGCCACGUCUGCUCUCAGUCUCUUUCGAUCCCUCCAGAUAGAAACCGUAAUUACAGGGGAAACACUUCACUCUUCAUUGAUUAUUAUUGCCAAAGCGAUGGCAAACAUAAAUACAUUCAAAUCGAUGUUGGCAAGACAUUCAGGGAACAAGUCCUUCUUUGGUUCACUCUUCACAACAUUCCUCAAGUUGAUUCUAUAAUUUUGACCCAUGAACAUGCUGAUGCAGUCCUUGGCUUGGAUGAUAUUCGUGCUGUGCAACCAUUUAGUCCUACCAAUGAUAUUGAUCCUACUCCUAUUUUCGUCACCCAAUUUGCUAUGGACAGAAAAACGCUGCGUUUUACUCUGGGCGAUUUUGAAGGCGAUUUGCGAUCUCGGAUUCUUCUUCGAUGGAGACGGUGUCGACGCCGGAUCCGCCUGAAGAAACUUAAAGAAGGCCAAAAAGUUAGGCGAGUUACACAGCUGGAUUGGAGAGUAAUCGAAGAAGAUUGUGAUAAGCCAUUUGUAGCUUCAGACUUAUCAUUCACGCCACUUCCAGUAAGUUCAGUAGAAUUAGUGAUUCAUGUCUCCCUGCUUGAUCUCUGUCCGGAGACUCAGAUCUUGUUUAUGCCGUUGGUGAUGCAUGGAGCAGACUAUGUCUGUUUUGGUUUUAUUUUUGGUGAAAAAUCUAUAGUGGCGUAUAUAUCUGAUGUAUCACGCUUUCCUCUAAGCACCGAGUAUGUUAUUUCAAAAUCUGGUGGUGGACAGUUGGAUCUCCUUAUCUUGGAUACACUAUAUAAGACAGGAUCCCACAACACCCACUUAUGUUUCCCGCAGACAUUAGAGACGAUCAAAAGACUGAGUCCGAAAAGGGCUCUUCUAAUUGGAAUGACUCACGAGUUUGAUCACCACCAGGACAAUGAGUUUCUUGAAGAAUGGUCUAAAAGGUAA
Eruca vesicaria subsp. sativa (arugula) is the source of this 1035-nucleotide messenger RNA. The record is from the annotation of a GenBank genome assembly. NCBI's taxonomy places the organism in Eukaryota, Viridiplantae, Streptophyta, Magnoliopsida, Brassicales, Brassicaceae.